AUGAAACUGCCAGGCGCAGUUAUCCUGAUUUCCCUUGCAGCUGCGGCAGAUCCUCCAAAUAUAACCUGCACGUCUAUGACACAAGCCAAGUUUCCAAUCCUGGACUUUUAUCACAGAGAAGGGGUUGAAGCUUCCACUCUCCGGCCUCUGCGGGCUGUGAGCCUGGGUGCCUUUCGUGAUGCGCACAGUGACGGUCUGCGAGUGCUGCUACACCAUGGUGCUGAAGUCUACGGCUUUGACAGCCCGGAAAACUGCGCUGAAGACAGUCUCAACGUGUCUUCGCCAACAUGGAGCAACUGCGGAGGACGACUGCACUGCAUAGGAAAGCUUGUUGGGGAUGGUAGCAAGCAUCGCUUCAACUACAACCCAGCUUUUCCUUGGCUGUCUUCAUUGUACAAGCCUAGCAGACGCCUCUGGCGCCAUUUUGUGUCAUCUGGCUGCUCGCUGUUCCAAGUACAGAACGUGAGCACUGUCCGCUUGGAUGACCUCGGUUUGACGAGCAUUGAUUAUUUGAAGUUGGAUAUUCAGGGAGGAGAGCUGAAUGCAUUAGGAGGUGCUGAAAAAAUGCUCAGGAACGUACUGGUGCUUCAGGUGGAAGUGUCUCUUGAGCAUGUUUACGAAGGUCAGCCACUGUUCGGCGACGUUGACAGAUUCCUGCGACAGAGGGGAUUCACUUUCCACCGCCUGCGUGAUCUCAGGGGCCUGGUCCUGCGCCCACUGCAUACAGACGAGCUAUAUCGAUUCGCCACACACGAGAUGUUCGGAGAUGCGAUCUAUGUACGCAGUAUGUGGGGAUCCCUGUCUCCCACAGAGGCCAUUCGUACGGCAUGGCUCUUGCAUGAGCUCUAUCAGUCCUACGAUGUAGCACUGCAUCUCUUGAAGCUGUCCGUUCCAAGUCUUGCAAGGGCCUAUUUCUCGAAGCUCGUAGAUCACGAAGGCUUGGCAGGAGCAGGAGCCCUUAGCCAUGCUUUCGAGGCUUUCCCAGAGCUCAAGGACCCAGAAGCUUUCAGGGGAAGUUUCCUCUGGGACACUCACUUCAUUCCUCUUGGCGUUUUGGCAGAAGGGAUUCUGAAACGGACAUGGCUCGGAGGUAGCAUCCAUAUUGCCGGUUGCGCUUAUCAGGCCACCCGCUUGGUUUUGGCACCGGCCGCCGCUCUGAAUCCUUGCACGGGGCUCUGCUUCAUCACUUGUCCCCAGCUUGUUCCUGAGACAUUUUCCGACUCCACUGCCAUUUUCCUCAGACGAGCCACGGCUUUACACGUGAACAUGGUCGAGUUGGUGAAUGAGGUGCCACGCUGGGUCGGCAUCCGCAUGCCUCGGCAUCGCAAUGCAGCGUGGCCCAUCGAGCUUGCUGGCAUUUUGACGGCUGUUUCUGUUUCUGCUGCGGAUGUGGAGGAGAAGACACCGCAGACCUGCCAAAGUCUUAUCUCCUGGGCAACGUACUUGGCUCCACUGUUUGACCUCACAUAUCCGGAAACAACACAGACGGUUUUCGAUGCGACUCAGUCCAUUGCAAGCCUCUGCAGAACCGCGGAUGCUCCGUCGUGUUCAGCUUCCGCCCACGUCUUCUGCCGGCAGGCUUUUCAUAUCGCCACACUCCAGUCGAUCCCUCACUGCCCACUGGAUUUGUUUGGAUGGAGCCUGAGAGGCUACUUCGACUACCUCGAGGAACAGGUUAGUCGUGGAACCUGUGAUUCCAUUCAGGCAAUUCCGGCAAUUCCGGCGCCUCGAAAUCCGAGCAGUCCUAGCAAGAAUCCUUACGGCAGCAUCGACAGCGUUUGCCCCCUUCGCGGCAAAGGCAUUCCAGUGGAUGCGACCUUGUUGUGCAGCAGUCAGAGAGCAAUCGAGGUUCCUUUGGAUGACACGCUGCUGCUGACAUCUGUAUGGAUCAGUGGUGCUCACGCACAAUCGCAGAUGUCCUACAGACUAGGAUUCCAAGGCAAGUCUGGAUGGACCUGGUACCAGCAAGGGAAGUCGUUCAAUAUGAGCUCACAGACAGGCUGGCAUGCAUUGCCAGCACUUACAACGAGCCACAUUCACAUUCAAGCAGUCGGUGCACACCGGAAACAUUGCGUGUGUUUGGCACUGCGCGGCUGCGGACGGCUUCAUACACGUCCAGGCCCAUCAUUUUCCCAGCUGCUCAUGGAGCCGUACCCUGUUUUUGGCAUGCAGUUCUUGAUACAAGAUCUGACGGUGCCAGCCAGCGAGAUUGCGACCAAGCCUUGCGACGAAGCUGCCGUGUCCUUUGUGACUGCCACGGUCGCGCAGCUGCAGACCCCGGCAUCGCGUCUGAAACCUUUGGACCGGCUCAUUCCAGUUCCCAAAGGGCACGCUUGCAGCGCCGUGGUUGGCGCCAAGCAGCUGAGUGCGAUGGCGCUGUUGGCUGCUCCACAGCCACUGAAUGCCACUGGAGCAGAGCUGCCGCGCAAAGACCAGGAGCUGAGAGCUCGUCGUUCCCUGAAGCAGGCAGCUCUUGCCGAGAAGCUCUUCAGAGAGGCUGGGACCGGCAUGUGUCAAGGCCACGCCGAUGCAUGGCUGCUGCUUCAUCGCACGCAUCUGCGACUGCAUCAAGCCGACCCACUUCUGAACAACUUCGUCUCAACUGACGUAAGGGAGAUGAUGGCCAAGGUCCCGCACGACCACCCAUGCGCAGGGGUGGCCUUCACAGGGCAGUUCGGAGCAGACAAGUGGGCUUUGGAGGAGGUCUUCUGCUGCAAGCAACAAGGCGUCUUUGUUGACAUCGGAGCUGCGCACAGCUGGAGGCUCAGCAACACUUAUGCCAUGGACGUCUUUCUUGGCUGGCAUGGUGUCUGCAUGGAUGCCGUCUUCGAGGACCCUCCAGGCUUCGUGCACACGCGCAGCUGCCAGCGCUAUGAGCAGCCGGUCUGGCGAGCAUCUGGAGAAACGCGAACCUUUCGGCGCCCGUCCAGCGCGAGGGCGCAAGCAGUUGGCCAUGGAUGGCUAGUAGGCGACAAUCAGUCUGCAGAACGCACCAAGGCGACAGAGAUGCAAGCUGACUUGGGGGAGGCCUGGACCCUGGACACACAUCAGGUGGUUACUAUCUCGAUGUGGGAUGCAGUGGUGCCAUAUCUCCAGGCCCACUCACUGGAUGCAGUAGAUUUCUUGAGUUUGGAUAUCGAGGGUCACGAGGAUGAAGUCUUAGAAGCCUUCUUCGAGAAAUCUGCGCAACAUCAGAACGCCCCGCUGGUUGGAGCCAUUGCCGUGGAAGUCAUCGGCAACGAGAAGGUCAAGCGCAUCCGGGACAUUUUGGAAAGCCACGGCUAUGUGCUGGACAAA
This is a messenger RNA of Symbiodinium natans, 3297 nucleotides long. The record is from the annotation of a GenBank genome assembly. Lineage: Eukaryota; Dinophyceae; Suessiales; Symbiodiniaceae.